Drosophila eugracilis is the source of this 823-nucleotide messenger RNA. RefSeq lists its product as uncharacterized. Lineage: Eukaryota; Metazoa; Arthropoda; Insecta; Diptera; Drosophilidae. The record is from RefSeq and is a predicted model, not a curated record. The coding region runs from base 84 to 722 and encodes 212 amino acids. The transcript has 2 exons.
GGAAAAAUGACAAAGCAAAAGCAUAAACUAUCGAUGCACUAUAUAAAUCAGUGAACUCAGAAGCUUUGUCGCACUCAGCGAAAAUGGUUGAAAUGUGGAACAAAUCGUGUUUAAUAAUCUUUUGUAUGAUGGUCAGCGGUGUCGUGGCACUACCCACUGAAUUGACUAGAUAUACUCAGUUGGGACAGGGACCCCUAUUGGAGACCAACAAAACCGUGGUAUCCACCACAAAUCGUUUAGGACUCCAACCAGAGAGCUCCUCUGCAACUCCGGACUUUGAAUACGCUCUUCUGGGUGAGGAUCCACAAGAUCAACAGUGGUUUCGUGUCAGUCUUACCCCGAAAACCAAUAAAACGGGCUACCGGGCACAGUUUGCCACUCGAAAACAUCCGCCCUUUGAUUCGCAAGUGGCCCAUCGGCAUGACAAGACCAUUCAGGACCUGCUCAACUGGUUGGACCGUUCCGAAGAUCAGAGUCUCUGGAAAGUGUAUCGUGAUCUUUUGGAAUACACACCGCAGGCACAGUCAUCCGAGGAAUAUCCCAAUGACAACAAAAUUGAAAAAGAAGAACGCGUGCAAAGGAAACAGGGAUGUCAAAAACAAAGUCAUCGACUGCUCCUGGUGGGAGACGAUGAAACCAGUAGUGCAAAAUCGCCACCAAGAACUAAAAGUCAACCUGAGACGGGAAGUAACAUGGUUUAUUUUAUAAAGGGACUUAAAUGAUCCAAACAGGUUGCAAAAGCCAAACAUUUCUGGAAAAAUAUUACCUCAAAUUCAUAUUUUUCUACGGUUUAAUAAUUAAUAAAGAAAAUUAUUAUAUUCCA